AUGGAUCCUUCCCAACAAUCCCAGGCGAAUACCUUUAGGGAAUACCUACCAGAUUUAAGCCAGGAGCGGUUCUGUACAAUGCAGGUGCAGGAUGCACACGAGUAUGUGAAAGAAUUUCAGGAGAAAGGUCAGCCUCCAUGGCUGCAUGGUCUCUAUGUGCAUUGGCGAAAUCUGUUCCAAGAGACCUAUCACGGCAUCACGGUCGACGGGAAGGUGAGAGAUGGUCUGUUCCAGGUCCAGGAUGAGGGCGUCCCGGUGAAGCAAAUCGUCCAGAUGGCGGACACAGCGCUAGGUCUUAUGAGUGCUGAACAAAAGUCACAGACCAGUCAUCAUAUAGACUCUCCCGAGUGGAGGUCGUGGUCCAAUCCUGAAUUUCUAUUGAGUGACAAAGGGAUAAGGCUCGAUGAAAUAUCCCUUGAACUCCGAGAAAGUGUGCUGGCAAUACUCGAGAGCACCUUGUCGCCCGAAGGAUAUCAAAAAGCCAUCGGCGCCAUGCGCAUUAAUCACUUCCUGGGCCAAUUAGUCAAGGCUCCUGCGAUAAUGAACGAGUUCUCGUACAAUUUUGUUCUAUUCGGCCAACCCUCCGCCGAGAAACCAUGGGGAUUCUCCUUUUACGGGCAUCAUCUCUGUCUCAACAUUCUGCUUCACAAGUCGCAGAUUGUUAUAGCGCCUUGGUUCACAGGUGCUGAACCCAACGUUAUAGACGAUGGUCCUUACAAGGGCACGCGCAUCUUGGAGACCGAAGAGGCACUCGGCUUGAAACUCAUGCAAUCACUAGCCCCUGAGGCCCAGAAGGAAGCCCGUACAUACGAGCAAUUGAAAGACCCUGCAAUGCCACAUGGGCGCUGGAACCAUGAUGAUCAACGACAUCUUUGUGGUGCAUACCGCGAUAACCGAAUUGUGCCUUAUGAGGGCAUCCUUGUGUCCGAUAUGAAUACUACGCAACAACAGCUUGUUGGAGAGAUAUGUGAGCAAUACAUGCUCUAUCUUCCACAACCGGCCCGACAGAUACAACUAGAUCAGAUCCGAAGCUGGUUCCAUGAGACAUACUGGUCUUGGAUUGGUGGUUUCGGCAGUGAAGACCCAUUCUACUUCCGCAUCCAGAGUCCAGUAGUGAUUAUCGAGUUUGAUCACCACUCUGGUGUAUUUUUGAACAACAAAGAGCCUGCUAAAUUCCACAUCCAUACUCUCUUAAGGAGGCCGAACAGGGGCGAUUAUGGAGUAGCACUACGGAGCUUGGUACCGCGUUUGGAGCAAGAUUUCGUAUGGGAAGCAUCGGACGACUGUUGA
Molecule: messenger RNA, 1290 nt
Organism: Aaosphaeria arxii CBS 175.79
Lineage: Eukaryota; Fungi; Ascomycota; Dothideomycetes; Pleosporales
Exons: 2
Coding region: 1-1290 (429 amino acids)
Source: RefSeq, a predicted model, not a curated record